This is a messenger RNA of Dalotia coriaria, 690 nucleotides long. RefSeq names its product homeobox protein rough-like. The record is from RefSeq and is a predicted model, not a curated record. Gene Ontology annotation, biological process: regulation of DNA-templated transcription. Gene Ontology annotation, molecular function: DNA binding; DNA-binding transcription factor activity, RNA polymerase II-specific. Lineage: Eukaryota; Metazoa; Arthropoda; Insecta; Coleoptera; Staphylinidae. Bases 73 to 690 code for a protein of 205 amino acids. The transcript has 2 exons.
GUAGUUCAUUGACAACUCUUCUACGAGUUUGUUCUUCAAGUGUUUUGAAGUUUAAAUAAAUUUUAAAUUGAAAUGGAUGCGGAAACAAAACAAAAAAGUGCACCGUCAACUCCACGAGAUUUUUUUGAAAGACUUUACGGACAUUUAGAAAAAACAAGUGUUAAUAAAGAAGAUUCUAAACGAGAUUCCGAACGAGAUGCUGUAGAAAAUAAUAAUAUUGUGGCGCCGAUACCUGUCAUGGCAAGUCCUUUGCAGUUUUUAUUGCCAGGACACGAAGGACCGUUGAGUGUUGCUGCAGCUGCAGGACUUUCGGCAUUUUUGGCUCGAAGAAGACGCAAAGAAGGACGCCCCCGAAGGCAACGCACCACGUUCAGCAGUGAACAAACUCUACGCUUAGAAAUCGAAUAUCAACGAUCCGAGUACAUCAGCCGUGGUCGUCGCUGUGAGCUGGCGGAAACUUUAAAACUCUCGGAGACGCAAAUCAAAAUCUGGUUUCAGAAUCGACGUGCAAAAGACAAACGCAUCGAGAAAGCUCACCUGGAUCAUCACUACCGUAAACUUCUUGGCGGUUUCAGCUCGGUGGCAGGAUCAUUGUGUCCACUGUGCGCGGAUAAUCCGUGUUACCACACGAGCGCUUUAAUUUCCAGCUCUUAUUCGGCUUUUAACAGCGAUGAUGCCGAAACGAAGUAA